This is a messenger RNA of Salvelinus namaycush (lake trout), 405 nucleotides long. Its product is annotated as histone H2A. Gene Ontology annotation, cellular component: nucleosome. Gene Ontology annotation, molecular function: structural constituent of chromatin; protein heterodimerization activity; DNA binding. The transcript has a single exon. NCBI's taxonomy places the organism in Eukaryota, Metazoa, Chordata, Actinopteri, Salmoniformes, Salmonidae. The record is from RefSeq and is a predicted model, not a curated record. Bases 1 to 387 code for a protein of 128 amino acids.
AUGAGCGGAAGAGGCAAAACCGGAGGCAAGGCCAGGGCGAAGGCAAAGACACGUUCAUCCCGUGCCGGACUCCAGUUCCCCGUGGGCCGUGUGCACAGGCUGCUGCGCAAAGGCAACUACGCCGAGCGUGUGGGCGCUGGCGCACCAGUGUACCUGGCCGCAGUGCUCGAGUACCUGACUGCUGAGAUCCUGGAGUUGGCCGGCAACGCUGCCCGUGACAACAAGAAGACCCGUAUCAUCCCCCGUCACCUGCAGCUGGCCGUGCGUAACGACGAGGAGCUGAACAAACUGCUUGGCGGCGUGACCAUCGCUCAGGGUGGUGUGCUACCCAACAUCCAGGCAGUGCUGCUCCCCAAGAAGACUGAGAAGGCCGUCAAAGCCAAGUAAAAUCGCUACUGCGGCUGC